Messenger RNA from Caretta caretta (loggerhead turtle), 795 nucleotides. RefSeq names its product angiogenin-2-like. Lineage: Eukaryota; Metazoa; Chordata; Testudines; Cheloniidae. The record is from RefSeq and is a predicted model, not a curated record. Gene Ontology annotation, biological process: angiogenesis; innate immune response; antimicrobial humoral immune response mediated by antimicrobial peptide. Gene Ontology annotation, molecular function: RNA nuclease activity; nucleic acid binding.
AGGGCAUGUGAAGACCAUUUGGAAACUGAGAUAGUAGCGGUGUCCAGAUGAUGCAGCUGAUGGAAAGUGUGUCCUCAGGAUCAUCUGGCUGGAGCCAUGGCUCUGAAAGGGACCUCCGUGCUGCUCCUGCUGGCUGCUGCACUGGUGCUGUUGGGAGCACCAGCUACUGCAGAUCAGUACCAGAAGUUCCUCCUCCAGCACGUCGAUGCGAAUCCCACAGGCCGUAACGACAAGUACUGCAACAAACAAAUGCACUACGUGUUGAAGGAAUUGAGGAGGUUGGACCCAGAUCCUGGGGAAAAAGUCUGCAAGGACCCGAACACCUUCAUCCACGCGAACAGCAAAGCUAUCAGAGCCGUCUGCACUGACGAGGGAGGCACGGACUAUGAAACCAAGAGUGGCCAGAUCAUGCGCCAGAGCCGCAAUAGAUUCCAGGUCACCACCUGCACCUGGCGUGGAGGGAAACCACUUAACAACUGCAAAUACCAGGCUGCCGCUGACUUCAGGAUGAUCGUCAUCGCCUGCAAUGAGCAAAAGUUCCCCGUGCAUUUCGCCGAGAGCCAGAUCUGACGGGGUGAUGAGGAGGCCACUCCGGUUUCCCUCGCAUUCUGCUGCUGCCUCUCUUGGUGCAGAGUUCUCUUCAUUUUCUCUGCCUGUUAUGUAGUACAGCCCCCCUUAUGCCCCCUCACGCCCUGCUGCCCCUAGUGCCCGUUGCACAGUAUAGUCAACCCUCUCUCGCAUUGCUUUGGGUGAUGUGGGGAAUUGAUUGUCUCAGGCUGAGCCAUGGUAGCUGUU